Molecule: messenger RNA, 468 nt
Organism: Metarhizium brunneum ARSEF 3297
Lineage: Eukaryota; Fungi; Ascomycota; Sordariomycetes; Hypocreales; Clavicipitaceae
Source: RefSeq, a predicted model, not a curated record
AUGUCUGUUAUUACGGAUCCUGAUUAUAUGCCAUCUUUCUCGGAACCGACGCCAAGCUCGAUCACAGAUGAAGCACGGGCAUUUGUCGCAAACUUUUAUCGCAUCUCGGACAUGCAGGUCGAAGACGAGCAGUGGGUUGAAUUCUUUACCGGGGAUGCACAGGUUAUCAUGGGAGAGGAUAGCGGGCGCGGUCAUUGUGAAAUCAAAGAGCUGCGACGGCGCAUGUGGAUAAAUGUUCUAGCUCGUAAACACCAAGUGUUGAAAGUAUUCACUGGCGCCUUCAGCGAGAAUUCGGGUACAGAGGGAGAAUUUGAGUAUGACAUGAUGCUUCUUGGAAGAGUGCAACGAACGUCUCAAGAUAGCAAAACAACAAUUCAAAUUCCCUGGGCAUCACAUAUGGUCCUGAAGAAAGGGCCAGGAAGGGAAGCAAGCCAAUGGAAACUUGCUCGUUAUCGGGCUUGGCUUUGA